Molecule: messenger RNA, 1074 nt
Organism: Lampris incognitus (smalleye Pacific opah)
Lineage: Eukaryota; Metazoa; Chordata; Actinopteri; Lampriformes; Lampridae
Gene: prr16
Product: proline rich 16
Exons: 2
Coding region: 61-1074 (337 amino acids)
Biological process (GO): positive regulation of translation; positive regulation of cell size
Source: RefSeq, a predicted model, not a curated record
GGCAACCGAAGGAUUCGAUUAAGAUCCUGGAUGAAAUAAGAUUGUGCCCUAAACCGAAGCAUGUCAGGGAUACCAAAUGCAGAAGCCGAAGGAGUAGUCUCCAAAGUAAAAGUGAAAAAGGAGAUCAAGACAAUCGUGGAGAAUUUGGAAACCAUUCUCGGAGACCUUAAGGAUGUAGCCAAGGAACUCAAGGAGGUUGUGCACGAGAUCGACACCCUGACCUGCGACCUGCAGCUGGAGGAGGACGGGCUCACGGACAGCUCCAAGACGGACACGCUGAACUCCAGCUCCAGCUCCGCCACCACCACCACCACCGCCUCCAGCCUGGAGAAGAUGAAGCUCAGCCUGGACGAAGGCGUCUUCAGAUCGCCACCGCCCGUCACGCCGGUCCCCGUCAACCCUCCCGCGGUGUUGACGGUGCUGAAAAAAACCAACCCUCCCCUACCCCCACCCAGACUAACUUCUAUGAAAGCGGAGGACCACAACACGAAGAACCUGCCUCACCCUACGUUGGUGCUAUCAGGGAACCUUUCCAAGGCCAACGGGCCCCUGCUGAGGAACGGCGGCGGGGUUUUCCCGGCGAAACCAAACAGGGAGUUGUUCUCCCCCUUAUCCUGCUGCGUCUCCGGGGACGCCGGGGUCCCCGAAUCGGGACUGGUGCCCACAUUGCCCAGGCCAAUGCCUCUGCUCCACCACGAAAAGAACAAAUGCCCCCAGGCCCCGGGCAGGGAGCCUCGGGAACGGGAGCGGGUGCGCUUCAGCGAGAAGGUCCAGUACCACGGCUACUGCCCCGACUGCGACCUCCAGUACGACGUGGACAACGCGGACCUACACCUUCCGGCGGAGCUGAGCGACGUCAGGCUCAGCCCCGUGCAUCACUGCUCUUCUUCCUCCUCCGCCGCUCCCUCUCACGCGCCCCCACCCCACGAACUGAAGUUGGAGAACGGCGGCCUCUCGGUCAGCCACAGCUUCCCGCCGACGGCCAACGCCCCCUCGCCUUGCGUGCCUCCUCACCCUCCCUCCCUAAAGCCCCAGAAAACAAUCCUGCGCAAAUCGACCACCACCACGGUUUGA